Messenger RNA from Anneissia japonica, 474 nucleotides. RefSeq names its product iodotyrosine deiodinase 1-like. Lineage: Eukaryota; Metazoa; Echinodermata; Crinoidea; Comatulida; Comatulidae. Gene Ontology annotation, molecular function: oxidoreductase activity. The coding region runs from base 1 to 474 and encodes 157 amino acids. The transcript has 4 exons. The record is from RefSeq and is a predicted model, not a curated record.
AUGGCGAAGGACCGCUGGGGCACUGCCCCUAGUGGCGCGCACACAGAACCAUGGUUUUUUGUUGUAGUUUCCGAUUCAGAAACAAAAUCCAAGAUUCGAGUGAUAGUUGAGAACGAGGAACGCGUCAAUUAUGAGAAGAGGAUGGGUCAGCAAUGGCUGGAUGACUUGGCAAAACUGAACACGAAAUGGAGCAAACCAUAUAUUGACGUCGCACCUUACGUCAUCGUCGUUUUUAAGCAGGUGUAUGGCUUGCAAGAAGAUGGUACACGAACCGUUAACUAUUAUCAUGAGAUGAGCUCUGCGAUCUCUGUGGGGCUUCUCCUUGCUGCCUUACAGUAUGCCGGACUUGUGUCCCUAACAUCGACUCCAAUGAAUGCCGGACCAAACCUACGUCAGCUUCUAGGUCGUCCAGUUAACGAGAAAGCGAUCUUAUUACUACCAGUCGGGUUUCCAUCCGCCGACGCCAUCGACUAG